UCAGCGCUUUAUUCCGCGGUCCUGCGCUGUCCUGGGUUAACCUGAAAGUAAUCCCUGAGAUUCCCCUUUCUGGCUUUCGGGGAGCCAGGGACACACCGGAGACCGGAUUCUCAGCUCUGCUGGAGCAGGCCUGGGCCGGAAAAGCCCAGACGGCAGAGAGAGCUGUGCUGGGGAUUCCAGAAAGGCGUCCGGUCGGAGGGGACCUUGGAGCUAGGGUCUGAGGAGGAGUUUGUCAAAUGAAGAAGGGUAUCCGAGGAGGAGGGAACGGCGGGAGCGAAAGCUGGGGGAGGGGCGAGAAACUUGGAGAGUUCUGAGAACACAUGUAGGAAUCUUCCCAGAGAUUUGGACUAGACUUUACCAGGGCCAGGGCGUGAGUUCCCCGGAACCCAUCCCUCUGCGCCCCUGAGAUCUCUUGCGUCGCCUAAAGCUUUGGAGUGGCCCGAUGGAAAAUACGGGACUCGAACCCUCGUCUCGGUGUAAUUCCCACGGCCCUGGGCCAUGCGUGGUUCUUCCUCCCACCCUUCAUUUCCGGUGUCUCGGAUUCUCACUGUUCUAGGAUCCUAAAAAUUCGGUCUAAGGUUGCCGGGGGAACGCCAUUUCGCUGCACCCCCGCGUGCAGCCCCUCCCCGCCUCUUGCCCUGUCACCAGCCAAUAGAAACGAAGAUCUUCAGUGAGUGGGCAGUACGUCUUCUAAGGGGCCCAAUGAUGAUCGGGAAUCGUUGAACAUUUUACCAGUCACGCCGCGGAGUAGGCGGGGCCUCCUGUCAGGACUAGAAGUCACCCAGGCUGAGAGGGUAGGCGGAUCGCCGGUUGUGAAUCCAUGUGGCGGGGGUUGUGGACCCUGGUAGCCCGGGCCGCACGUGGGCCUCGCAGUCCCAGACCGUGCACGCGCCAGGGCAGCGGCGUCCCGGUCCCCGGUUCCGGGGCCACUAUCUUCGCGCUGAGUUCCGGCCACGGCCGCUGCGGCAUCGCGGUGAUCCGAACCAGCGGCCCCGCCAGCGGCCACGCCCUCCGGAGCCUCACGGCGCCCCGGGACUUGCCCCCGGCUCGCAGCGCCUGCCUGCGCCUGCUCAGCCACCCCCGUUCCGGGGAGCCGUUGGAUCGCGCGCUGGUGCUCUGGUUCCCAGGUCCCCAAAGUUUCACGGGUGAGGACUGCGCCGAGUUCCACGUGCACGGAGGCCCGGCGGUGGUGAGUGGCGUCCUGCAGGCCCUGGGUAGCGUGCCAGGGCUGCGGCCAGCUGAGGCCGGUGAGUUCACCAGACGGGCAUUCGCCCACGGGAAGCUGAGCCUGACCGAGGUGGAGGGGCUGGCGGAUCUAAUUCAUGCGGAAACCGAGGCGCAGCGGCGGCAGGCGCUGAGACAGCUGGACGGAGAACUGGGCCACCUCUGCCACGGCUGGGCCGGGACCCUCACUAAGGCAAGCCCCCUAUUCGUCCAUUUCCGGCCCGACCUGCCCAACCUGUGCGUGAGAGCUUCCUCAUUGCAGGAGUCUCCGAUCCGGUCCCUUAGGUCAGGCUGGACCUGGGCACACUGGAGGGUGGGUUCCUGGGUGGCCACACCGUUGCCCCCUCUCCCCCCACCCCAGGCUCUGGCUCAUGUGGAGGCCUAUAUCGACUUUGGUGAGGAUGACAACCUGGAGGAGGGCGUCCUGGAGCAAGCUAACAGCGAAGUGCGGGAGCUGCAGCUGGCACUGGGCGCACAUCUUCGAGAUGCCAGGCGCGGGCAGAGGCUUCGCUCAGGGGCGCACGUAGUGGUCGCAGGACCCCCCAACGCUGGCAAGAGCAGCCUGGUGAACCUACUCAGCCGGAAGCCUGUGUCCAUAGUGUCUCCGGAACCGGGGACCACCCGCGACGUGCUGGAGACCCCCGUGGACCUGGCCGGGUUCCCGGCGCUGCUGAGCGACACGGCGGGGUUGCGGGAGGGCGCUGGGCCCGUGGAGCAGGAGGGCGUGCGGCGCGCCCGGGAGAGGCUUGAGCAGGCUGACCUCAUUCUGGCCGUGCUGGAUGCUUCUGACCUGGCCUCUCCGUCCAGCCGCAACUUCCUGGACACCGUUGUCGCCCCCGCCGGAGCUGGGAGCCCCAAUGGGAACAGCCAGCGCCUCCUGCUGGUGCUCAACAAAUCGGACUUACUGCCUCCAGGCGGCCCCGACCCCAGUCCCAACCUGCGCCCGCACCUGCUGCUGUCCUGCUUGACCGGAGAGGGGCUGGAUGGCCUCCUGGAGGCGCUGAGGAAGGAGCUGGCCGAAGUGUGUGGGGACCCAUCCACAGGCCCACCGCUCCUGACGCGUGCAAGGCACCAGCAUCACCUACAGGGCUGCCUGGACGCUCUUGGCCACUACACGCAGACUAAGGACCUGGCCCUGGCUGCUGAGGCUCUGCGACUCGCCCGGGGGCACCUGGCCCGCAUCACCGGCGGAGGGGGCACUGAGGAAAUCCUGGAUAUCAUCUUCCGGGACUUCUGCGUGGGCAAGUGAGGGGAGCCCUGGAGCUCUCAGCCGGGCAGAGUGGAUGCCCAGAAGCCUUGAGGCAUGUGGGAAGAGCUUAGGCCAAGUGAGAAUCUCCAUCCCUGGGGGAAGAACCUGACUCCAGAACAAUGAAGCAAAGCCGCUGCCUUCAGAGGUGGUGAGCUCACUGUGGCUGGCCGUGACCAAGCUACGGCCAGCCAGAUUCCCUUGCAGGGACAUGCCAGGGGUUCAAGCCGCUCUGGAGUGGAACCGCUCUGGGUGCCUGAUUGUGGAGGAGCGGGGGUGGAAGGUUGGGAUGGAGGUGGGAGGGCCUCAGAGUUCUUUGCUUUGUGGUUUUUCAUUUAUUUUGCAAAUACCAAAGGAAUAUAAAAAAUUCAGGUGAUCCAGAAAUGCUUAAACACGGAAGACUCCGUCCCCCCACAUCCCUUGGGGUCACAGCUUAACUUGUGUCCUCCCAAAAUUUCUCUGCUCUUUUGCAUACUUGUGGAUACACCCAUAAAAUAUACGUUUUGUAUUUUGUAC
Panthera uncia (snow leopard) is the source of this 2986-nucleotide messenger RNA. RefSeq names its product GTP binding protein 3, mitochondrial (gene GTPBP3). Gene Ontology annotation, cellular component: mitochondrion; cytoplasm. Gene Ontology annotation, molecular function: GTPase activity; protein binding; GTP binding. The record is from RefSeq and is a predicted model, not a curated record. The coding region runs from base 821 to 2473 and encodes 550 amino acids. Gene Ontology annotation, biological process: tRNA wobble uridine modification; tRNA methylation. The transcript has 8 exons. Lineage: Eukaryota; Metazoa; Chordata; Mammalia; Carnivora; Felidae.